AAAAUUCAAACAAUAACCUCUAACCCUGGUUCUAUCUUUGGAAUUGUUACAAUGACUGUUCUUGUUACCUUGUCUCUUGUUUCUAGCUUGGCCCUGAUGUUUCUCCGUGUUCAAGGAUUUAUUGAGGUGGGUGUGUAUAGUAGGCUCGAAACGACACAGUCUUUUAACCACUCAACAGAAAUAUCAGGCUGGAAGGACACAGGGAGUAAAGGACUAGGCUCUCAUAACGCUGUAAACAAAGGAGCUACUUUUGAUAGCAAUUUUACGGCGCCUUUGCGAGGAAUCUACUAUGUAUCUACCAUACUUUUGAUCGAACGACGUGAAAACACACCAUUCAAAAUAACGUUAGUUGUUAACCAUAAUCUUAAGUACAAAACAGGUUUAACCGGUUUUCAGUCUCACAAUAAGAGUGUAACAGUCUCGGGUCUUGUGCAACUUUUUAUUGGCGAUACAGUGUCGGUGUAUGUCGAGUGUGAGAAUGGAUCUCACUGGACGGUGUUAUCUAGAAGUACCUUUUUUGUUCAACUGGUUCGCUCAAUGACAAAUCACCCAGCUUUUCAAGCUAGUUUGUCACGUGAUAUUACCAUUUCGACCUCAACCUGGCGUCGUCUUGACAAUUGGAAUGCUCUGUCAUCAAGUAACUUCCAGUUUCUUUUGGGAUUUUCUCAGGCGUUAGGGACUUACUGCACGAGUUUUGACGGCAUCUAUCAAGUACAUGGGAACAUUUUACUUGAUCUUGUACAGCCAAUAAACGGUUCUGUGGCACUGUUCUUGAACGACCAAAACCUACUGACUCAAAACUAUUUGUUUGAUGAGAAAUACGCGACGGCAAGUCCGGGCGGCAUUUUUAAACUGAAGAAAGGAGAYUGCCUUGCCCUUAAAGCUCGCUCUCUACAAGGGACGUACAAAAUACAAGAACGCAGUGGCUUCUCGGCUUUGUUCCUUGCUACUGACGCAUGCGCAAAGCUCUUACACGCUGCAUCUUAUAAGCUCAGUGCGCCUGUCCCAGUAAUGACCUCCGCUGGUCUAUAUACUAUAGGCCCAUGGUCUGCGAACCCUAGUCCUUUCUUUGAAUCAACUUCAGUAGUACUCGUAAAUGGUACGACGUACCAAGUACAGAUCGAAGGACAGUAUUUAAUAAACGCCCAAGUCAACACAAGGGCCUCGUCAUGGAGUCGAGCAGAAAAUCUUCAACUGUUGGUUAUUGUGAAUUAUAAGUCGUCUUCCGUGCAGUCAGCGGCAUCUAUCGUUACUAAGGAAACCAUAUCUUCUGUUAACUCGUUAGCCUUAACUGGAAUUCUUUAUCUAAAGAAAGGACAAACGAUAACACUCUGCGUCUACAAGGAUGGUGAUAGCUCAGUAUCCUUAACGACGAAUACCCUUUUCUCGGUUACUAUGGUUCCCAAAGACUGGCCAGGUGUAUCAGCUACCUUAAAAAAUAAUCAAAUCAUCACGAACGCGGGUUGGAAUAAAAUCGAAAAUUGGAAGAUCGGUGACUUAACGGAGGGAYCUUUUUCUUUUGACUGUGCCUUUGAUACUACAACUGGACGAUACAUGACUCCAAUAGAAGGGACUUACAUUGUAUCCAGUACUGUUAUACUGUACGGUACUGCUAGGUCUCCGCUGGAAAUGAUGAUUGCAGUGGACGGAAAGGUUGACACAACAACUGGACUGUACGCAUAUCAAAAGCCCUUCAAAGAUUAUAUCACGCUCAGCACUUCGGGGUUAAUACGGCUGUCACCAGGGCAACACCUUUCUGUGUUUAUCAGUAUUGACUCUGGUACCACGUGGACAGUAAAUGAAACUAGUUUUUUUUCUGUUGCUUUGAAUGGGGCGGGAAAACCAGAUGAACAUGGAUUUAUUGGAGUUAAACCCCAGAAGGCAGACUACACGACAGUCGAUACAUGGGAAGAAAUAAUGGGUUGGGAAUCACGUGACAUCACCCAUCAAUCACAGGACAGAUGGGACGCAGUAAAGAGUAGAUACACUCCCGUUGAAGAAGGUCUCUACUACAUUUCAGUCAACCUCAUCAUCUCUUACUCCAUCGUAAGCAGCUUCCAUGUCAUGGUAGCAGGAGAUGGUAAAAACGACCAGUUUUCUAGCUGCCAAAACUACUACAGUGCUUCGAGUACUAAUUUUAAGUUCAGCUUCACCGCCUCCUGCUCGGUCAAGCUUUCGCCUUUGCAUUAUGUAUCGGUGUUUGUGAAGUCCACAAGGGGUGGUUCUUGGAGUGUGUUGGGCAACAGCAGUAUUUCUAUUGGACUAAUUUCUCCAAUAUCCAACCCUCAUCGCGCUGGAUACAAUUCUGUUAUCAAAAUUGAUGACAGGAACGUAAAAACGUUCAGGUCCUUGACAUAUCCAUACGAUACCUAUGACUACGGCAGCCGAUAUAACGAAAAAAUAAAUCUUAUCGAUCUGUCAGCSACAGGUUCAUACUCUGUAAUAUACAUUACUGUUCUUGACUCAGGUUUGUACUAUGUUGGUUUGGCAGUGACGUUUGAACUGCAUGAUCUCGCUUCUGGUGACCCCGAGUAUAGAAUCGCUCUGUGCUAUUUAGUUGGCGAUAAUACCAUGGUACCRUUCACUAUGUUAGCUACCAAGAGUAACGAAGGGCCGACAGAACGUAGCAAGUUUGGUUUUACUGCCUUUGCCGUGGUUUAUUUGACGAAAGGUAGGAAUAUCUAUGUGUGUCAUCAGGGAGACCUAUUAUACAAAAUGAAAAAAUUUCAUUCUGGAUUCUCAAUUGUUAAGAUUGUACCACGUGACAUGAACCCUGGUUUACACCAGACUGGCGUAGCAUCUGUAGCAGACGUAUCAUCAAGUGGCUGGACUGUCGUCUCUGAUUGGAAGACAAGGGCUGAAAGUUCGUUGUACAGAUCAAAUAUAGUAAACCCGUAUGCGCAAGAAARCGUGAUUGCUUCACAGGGAACCUAUUUGUUCACUUCGUCCUUGUCAAUAACUGACAUUCCUUCUGCUCCAGUAUCUAUGUGUAUUGGAGAACAACUAUGCAGUCAAUGCUAUCUGGAGUCAUCUAUACAUCAAGGAGGGCUGUCCUUGUCUGGUGCUGUUAGAUUAACGUCACAACAAAGUAUCUACACCUGCGUCAGACACAAAUCUCUAGCGGUCACCCGGUCUGCACAGCUUCUCCCUCAAGCCACCGCAAACACCUCGCUAUUUUUCAGACAUUCUUCGGUUGAGUUCACUUCGAGUGGGUUAAAAACGUUAAGCAGUUGGUUAUCAGACACUGGUCUUAGUGUUAAGAACUUAGACGUCGCACAAGGGCUGUACAUAAUUGCAAUCAAUAUCGUGCUUCGUUCUAAUACGGAUGCUGUUCUUAAGGUUUCUGUUAACUUAGAUGCGGAAGGGGUAUCUAAAGUCGUACAAGGUCUCCAUGGAGUAUCGUGGGCUCAAGCUAAUCAGCCAAUAUCAUUUGGAUUGACGAGUCUUAUUCGUUUAUCAGCCAAGAACUCAUUAGAUAUUACGGUGCAUUCAGAUUCCAGUUCAUCUUGGAAGACUGAAGGCAAUGCAACCCUUUCGUUAGCUUUACUAACAUUAAACGCAACUCAUCCAGGAUUCGCUGUCAAGAGACCUUUUGGUAGCUUCUUGUCGUUGAAUCCAACCUGGUGGCACAUGGGAGAUUGGAUUGAACAGGACAUAAGAUUGGAUUCGCCUUUGUCCUUGACACGUUCAGGUCGAUACAUUGUUGAUGAAAAUGGGAUUUACGUUGUACUGGUUACGUUGUCUGUUGCAGUUAAGGUCCCAGCAGGAAAAAAAUGUACCAUAGAGAUGGUAAUCUCCAUUGGAGGCCUGGUCAACGGCAGCAGCCUUAAAACAUUACAAGUCAUUCAAGGCCAAGAUGAAAGACGUACCGUUACUCUUAGCAUAGCAUCUUCGGUCCGUCUGUACAAGUGGCAAGCGGUCUUCCCUAUGAUACGUACUGGUGUGCCUGUUGACAAUGUGAAUAUUCUACCUGAUAGCAUCUUCUACGUGGCACUUAUUGAUAAGGAGCGCUACUACCCCCAGCUCAAUGAUAGCCUAGCACCUUACAUCACUGUUCAUCCAGUAUCUUAUGUUCGAGUCGCCGCCGAUGCUUGUCAGUCUAUCACCUUGUUGUGUGAGGCUCAAUCUGAUUUACCCAUUCAAUAUGAGUGGCUCAAAAAUGGUCAGUUUUACGAGGCAGUCCAAAAUGUUAUUAUCUCCAACGCGCGUCUGUCCGAUGCUGGUCGUUAUGUGUGUGUGGCCAAGUCGAGUUACAUCAGCUUAACCUCAUCAUACUCCACUGUAGAGGUGUUUGCGUCAAGUCCCGUCUUCUCACAGAGUCAUUUUAAUGUGUCAGUCAACGAAACCMUUAUUUCGAAUCAGAGACUUCUUGAUUUACACGCCACUGCUAUGACCACUAACAAUGAUCGAGCUAACGUAUCAUUCACGAUCAUCGCAGGAAACGUCAAUAAUACCUUCAAGAUCAGUCCUUCUGUCUCCACUAACGUCACAACUCUCUUCUUCACCUCCCCCUUGGACUAUGAGCUAAGACAUACCUACGUGCUAAGCUUAAUGGCUACGAAUACUAACACUCGCCAGUUUAGUGUUGUUCUUGUAACUGUUCGUAUUCUCGAUCUCAAUGACAAUUAUCCAGUCUUUACUUCCCAAAACUACUCGACUAGCGUUCCUGAGGGGGCCUGGAUUGGAGCAGCAGUAGUAUAUGUGACUGCAAGCGACAAGGACAGCGGUAGCAAUGGAAACAUUCAGUACGCCAUAGAGAGUGGUAAUAAUGGAGGUGAAUUUGCCAUAAAUUCACAAGGUUUAAUAAUUGUAAACAAGUCUCUAGAUUAUGAACACCGCAAGCGCUACGAUCUAACCAUAUCGGCACGUGAUAUGGGAAAUCCAUCUUUAAAUACUUCAACCUACGUCACCAUUAUUGUCGCGGAUACUAACGAUAUAGACCCAGUAUUUUCGCGCUCCACCUACUCCUUCGCGAUUGCUGAAAAUUCACCGGUCAAUACCUCAGUGGGUCGGGUAAACGCCAGUGAUAGCGAAGAAGGUAACAAUGGAAGAAUCAUCUAUUCCAUUCAAGACGUCCAAAUGCGACAGAUCUUUUCAGUCGACAAGACCACCGGUGAAAUCAUUCUUCUCCAAAGUCCUGACUACGAAGUCAAUAAGACUUUCAGUUUCGUUGUCCUAGCAACAGACCAAGGAUCACCGCCUCGUUUUGGUGCUGCUUUAGUAUUGGUAUCGAUACUGGAUGGCAAUGACAAUCCUCCAGUAUUUAUUUCUAAAAGUUACAGCGUUGAUAUCACCGAGUCAACUCUAGUGGGAACUGACAUUCUGUUUGUCCGUACUGAGGAUAAAGACUCAGAAGUCCACAGCAAUGUAGUUUAUAAUAUCACUAGUGGUGAUAAAGAAGUGUUCUCUAUUAGUAACGCAGGAAUUAUUAGGUUAGUAAAGCCCUUAGACCGAGAGAAUGUGUCUCAAUAUAACCUAUCAGUCGAGGCAUACGAUAGAGAUUCUCCGUCUCUUAUGCCUCGUGCAGUGUGUUCUGUGGUCAUCAAUGUAGAAGACGACAACGACCACCCCCCACAAUUCAAUAAGACCAGCUACCAAGCCAGUAUUCCAGAGAACACACGAAGCGGUUACAACAUGCUUCAAGUACAUGCCUCUGAUCGAGAUAGCGGAUCCAACGCGCAGAUAACCUACGCACUUGAUUAUACGUGUUCGUCACCUCUAGUUAACCAGACGUUUGACAUCAAUAAGACUAGUGGUGUGGUCACGUUAACCAACCAAAUUGAUCGUGACAUUCUUAGUGAGGAAUCCCUCCGGUUAGUAAUUGUAGCCAAAGACGGUGGGUCCCCUCCUCUCGCGUCUUAUGUCGACGUCGUUGUCAUAGUAACAGAUGUUAAUGACAACCCACCAAUAUUCGAAAAAUCGGAUUAUAAUCCCCCUCCGUUUCCGUCGUCGGUGGACGAGGAUCAGACGUUGGUGACAGUAAUGGCUACAGAUAAAGAUAUCGGAAACAAUUCGCUUUUUGAUUACACUGUAGAGUUGUUGAACAGCACUGAGGGGUGUGAAGGAAUCGCCUUCAGAAUCGAUUCCAAUGGAAGCAUUCACAACAAGCAAGAGCUAAAAAGAGGGUGUAACUACACGAUGGUUGUGACGGCAACGGAUAGAGGUGAACCCCCCCUUAGUGGAACGACUACAGUACGAAUAUCAGUAGAAACCGCAACUAAAACAGACACGCCCGCAAAAGAGAAAUCCAUUUCAAUGCCAGCCGAAGCGAUGUCAGUCAUCAUCAUCAUGGGCAUUGUACUGGUCAUUUUGAUUAUAAUAGUUGUGUUCAUUAUCUACAAACUUCGAAGGUAAUUAAGGGACUUUUACUGCAUUUUACUCCUAUGGUAACGUUAGGGUGCUUUAAAUUUAACAAAUUUUGUAUUGCAUUGCUUUG
This is a messenger RNA of Actinia tenebrosa (Australian red waratah sea anemone), 6436 nucleotides long. RefSeq lists its product as uncharacterized. Gene Ontology annotation, cellular component: cell-cell junction; plasma membrane. NCBI's taxonomy places the organism in Eukaryota, Metazoa, Cnidaria, Anthozoa, Actiniaria, Actiniidae. Gene Ontology annotation, biological process: homophilic cell-cell adhesion. The record is from RefSeq and is a predicted model, not a curated record. Gene Ontology annotation, molecular function: calcium ion binding; protein binding.